This is a messenger RNA of Sinocyclocheilus grahami, 694 nucleotides long. RefSeq names its product exosome component 2 (gene exosc2). The transcript is spliced from 6 exons. NCBI's taxonomy places the organism in Eukaryota, Metazoa, Chordata, Actinopteri, Cypriniformes, Cyprinidae. Gene Ontology annotation, molecular function: RNA binding. The coding region runs from base 40 to 630 and encodes 196 amino acids. Gene Ontology annotation, biological process: CUT catabolic process; poly(A)-dependent snoRNA 3'-end processing; TRAMP-dependent tRNA surveillance pathway. Gene Ontology annotation, cellular component: nuclear exosome (RNase complex); cytoplasmic exosome (RNase complex). The record is from RefSeq and is a predicted model, not a curated record.
UCGCGCUCGCUGCCAUUUUGCACGGAUCCGCUGUGAAGCAUGGCGGUGGAGAUGAGGCUCCCAGCGGUUCACAAACAUAUUUCACUGGCAGCAUCACAGUCUAACCGGGACGACAAACAUCUGGUGGUUCCUGGCGAUGUCAUCACAUCUGACACGGGCUUCAUGAGAGUUGGAGCAGAGGUUCAGUCAAUCUUCUCAGAUGGCGCUCUCUCUCUGCACACACGCAGUUUAAAAUACGGCAAGCUGGGUCAGGGUGUGCUGGUGUUCGUGUCACCGUCGAUAGUGAAGAGACAGAAGACUCAUUUCCACAACCUGCCAUGCGGCGCCUCCAUAAUACUGGGCAACAACGGCUAUGUGUGGCUGUAUCCCACACCGGGACAGCAGGACGAGGAGGCCGGAGGAUAUUACACCAGCAUGGAGCCCGUGUCUUUGUCCGAUCGGGAGGUGAUUUCCAGGCUCAGGAACUGUUUGUUGGCUCUUGCGGCUCAUAAGGUUUUGCUGUACGACACAAGCGUGCUUUACUGCUACGAAGCGUCUCUUCCGCAGCAGAUUAAAGAUAUCCUGAAGCCAGAAAUCAUGGAGGAGAUCAUUCUGGAAACAAGGCAGCGCCUAGUUGAGCAUGAAGGAUAAACCACUGACUUCCAUGUAAACCCUCAUCAUUUCAAAUGUUGGAAUAAAUGAAUUUGUCAGAAAA